Molecule: messenger RNA, 4116 nt
Organism: Serendipita indica DSM 11827
Lineage: Eukaryota; Fungi; Basidiomycota; Agaricomycetes; Sebacinales; Serendipitaceae
Source: the annotation of a GenBank genome assembly
AUGGUGGACGGAGAUGGGACUGAAAUUAUCGUCCCGGUCGACAUCACAACACCGAAUCCUAAUGGGUUCGAAAUGGAUAAUCUAUAUCUUGAUAUGAACGGUAUUGUGCAUCCAUGCACGCACCCAGAAGGGAAACCAGCGCCGGCAACAGAGCAGGACAUGAUGCUAGAGAUUUUCACGUACACGGAACGCAUUGUUAACAUGAUAAGGCCCCGCAAGCUGCUUUUUAUGGCUAUUGAUGGCGUGGCCCCCCGUGCCAAAAUGAACCAACAGCGCUCAAGAAGAUUCAGGGCGGCACAAGAAGCCAAAGAGAAGGAAGAGCAACGUCUUGAACAAAUUGCAUUGUUCGAAGCGAUGGGAAAGGUCGUCAGUGACGAAACGAAGAAUGCAAAGACAUGGGACUCGAAUGCAAUUACACCUGGCACGCCCUUCAUGGACCUGCUCGCGGAGUCACUGCGUUAUUGGGUGAUCAAGAAACUGAACACUGAUCCCGGUUGGAGUAAUCUAGAAGUCAUUAUCUCCGAUGCGAGUGUUCCUGGAGAAGGGGAACAUAAGAUCAUGGAUUUUAUCCGUCGACAACGUAUAUCGCCCACGCACGACCCAAACACAAAACAUGUUAUAUACGGACUUGACGCUGAUCUAAUCAUGCUGGCGCUUGCGACGCAUGAGCCCCACUUCAGAGUGCUGAGAGAAGACGUAUUUGCUCAAGACAAAAGCACCGCAUGUCGUAACUGCGGCCAGGAAGGUCAUUUCGCAGCUCAAUGUACCGUCGACAAAACAGCCCUCAAGGAGCCGGUGGACAAAAUUGAAAAACCACUUGCUGAUUCCAAGCCAUUCAUUUUCCUGGAUGUCUCCAUCCUUCGAGAGUACCUCGAAAUCGAACUCGAUGUAUCGGCUCCAUUUCAGUUCGAUUUUGAGCGGGCCAUAGACGACUGGGUCCUUCUGAUAUUCUUCGUGGGAAACGACUUCUUACCACACCUUCCAUCCCUGGAGAUUCGAGAAGGAGCCAUCGACAUGCUUGUUGGAAUCUGGAAACGCGAGCUUCAUACCAUGCGUGGAUACCUCACCAACCACGGUACUAUCGAGCUACGACGUGCACAGAUCAUCCUGAAUGCACUGGCACGGCGAGAGGAUGAGAUCUUCAGACGUAGACGCGAAGUUGAAGAACGUCAAGAUCAAGCUGCCAAAAGGCGCAAAAUCGAGCAGGCGUCCAACAUCUCAAUUGGGAUACGGGAACCAGAAAUGCCUAUACCCAGUGGCGCGGAACCUCAGACUGUAUCUUCAGCGGGUCUCACGCCAACACCAGAAUCUACAGAGCCCGCUCGUCAUAUGGAACCCGAUGAGAUACGAAGGGCCAAUUUGAGCGCCUUAAAAGCACUUAAGGGUAUAUUUUCACCUUCUGUGGUAGACAUGGAGGUCGUGCUCGAAAAGGAUUCCUCAAAUGGCCCAGAAGUAUCGAAAUUUGUUGACAUGGACUCGGGGCCGAGAGACCCCAGUACCGACGAGAUGGAUCGUCUAACAGAAGUGUCACCAACUUCAAAGCAAGACCAUACCUCUGUGGGCGAACUGCCAAUUCUUGAAGUACAGCAACCACUCGAUAAAGUUGAUAUGAAAGCGGAGCCCAGGGAAGAACUUGUCGAAGCCACCAGGGGCAUAAAGCGGAAACUAGAAGCGAUGGAAGAGGACGAUGCGAUUGAAACCGCUUCGGAAGAAGAAGCGUCAACAUCCAAGCUCGCGCUCAAAGUCAAUGCGGAUGGCUCAGUUGAGCAAGUGGAUACGGUUCGUUUAUGGGAACCAGGUUAUCGAGAGCGUUACUACCGCCAGAAAUUUAAUGCGGACAUUAACGACGCCGAGUUUAGGAGACGAAUAGUCAAGCACUACGUCGAAGGUCUUGCGUGGGUUUUGCAAUACUAUUAUCAAGGGACGCCAUCAUGGACCUGGUAUUAUCCUUAUCACUUUGCGCCAUUCGCUGCCGACUUCGAGGGCAUCGAGGAUUUGGAUAUCAAAUUUGACAAAGGAGUGCCGUUCCAACCAUUCGAGCAAUUGAUGGGCGUCUUCCCACCCGCAAGUCGACACCAUUUACCCUUGCCCUUGCAAGAUUUGAUGACCAAUCCCGAUUCUCCGAUUAUCGACUUCUACCCAACAACAUUCGAUAUUGACAUGAAUGGUAAACGCAUGGCAUGGCAAGGAGUCGCUCUACUCCCCUUCAUCGAUGAAGCCCGCUUGUUGGAUGCUAUACGACCGCUCUAUCCUCUCCUUACUGCCGACGAACAAAGGCGGAACUCUUGGGGGAAUAAUAAUCUUUUUGUUGGAGAUAAACAUCGGUUGUUUGACUCGAUCGCAUUCCUCUAUGGCCGGCAAAGAAACAGUGAGGGGAAGAUGCUAGAUCCUUCUCUCAGCUACGGACUUAGUGGAUCCAUCAGACCUGAUCCGCAUUACAUCCCUGGUGCAACAUACUCAAGCCCUCUCACGCAUGUAGGUCUAGAUGACAUCCAGGGAAACUCGUCGAUUACGGCACUCUAUCUGUAUCCACCACAGACCAUUCCACACCGUUCUCGUCUUCUCGCGCGGGUGAGCAUUCCGCGGCGGGUACUCUCCUCUGCCGAUUAUGAAUUUGUUCAAAGGAGUGGCAGAGGAAAGAACGACGGGUUCCGUGGAACCGACAGCCAACGCCACACAAUUCAAGCAGGGGCCGAGGAUUUGGCCAAAAUGGGAAUAAUGACUGGCGAGCUAGGAACGCGAGAGGAGAGCCAGACUACUCUUACGGAGCUGGGACCCCGAAUGGAUAUAGAGGGCUUCCACCCCGGGGAGUUGGAAGAGGUAGAGGACAAGGAUGGAGAUAAGAUAUGGCCAUUUGCGUCCUACGUCUUGCGUAAAUACUACGAAGCCACUGGCUGGAACGAAGACAAUCUUUAUUCGAAUCUUACACGCUCCUCCAACGCUAUUCUCGACUUUCAGGUUCCUCGUGGUCUCCACUUUCAUAUCUCCAAGGCACCGAAUGACGUUUUCAACACGACCUACUCCCUCAACGCCCUCCCAAACCUCAACGGAUCACUAGGCUACAUCUUCACCUCAUGCGAACUUCGUCUCGAGCCAUCGGCCACGGUUGCACUCCAAGAGGUCGUACAACGCUUCAAGGUCUACGACCAACCACGCAAGCCAGAGUCAAAACCAGAAAUCUGGUUGGCGGGCGAACGGGCAGAUACUAGAGGUGACAAGUCGGCUCUGCCUUUUAAAGAUUAUAUCUCAACCAAAGCUCUAGACUAUCUUAUGUAUGGAAGGUUGUAUGUCCCCACAGGCAGGCUCGACGCGCUUUAUACCACCCGCCUCGGUUCAACGUGGCAAAUUGUUGCUGCUGCCAUCUCUGAGCGACAAACAGGCAUCCAGAAGACCAGGAAUCGGACUAUAGACCACAGUAAUAUUUUAUUCAAUCUACAAAACGACCGUGGAAAAUGGUGCUCGGAGUAUACAUGGAGUGCUAUCGACGGCUUGUGGGGAGCCCGGAUUCUUUACAACUUUGGCAAAACGAUGAGCAACGAUACGGCUAGACGAGAGGCUAGUAGACAGCGGCGAGUAGAUGAGGGCGAGGCUAUGGAGGGUGGCUUAAAGGGCCGGAUAUCGGCUGGCGCUGAGGUCUACUUCAGUGCAAGGGAAAAGAGUGGAGGAGUGUCUACUGCGUUACGAUUUACGACCAUACCGGAUCCGACGAGCCUCCACGAGACGGGAAACUUCUCACAACCUCCCACGACCAUUACUGCAGUGGUUAAUCCAAUUCUAGGCCACAUCUCUGCAGCCUACGCAACUCGAGUAUCGCCCGAGCUAGCCGUCUGCUCGCGAUUUGACUUUAACGCCUAUAGCUACGAGAGCGAGUGGACAAUGGGAGCAGAGUGGCUUGUAAAGAGGCCGAUGGUAGAUUAUGAUGCCGGUGGAAGCAAAACUUCUGGAGGUGAGCCCCAAGGGAUGCUCAAGGCCCGAAUAUCCACCAACUAUGAUGUAUCCAUGUUCUGGCAGGGUCGACUUAGACAAAUGCUUGUUGGAUUAGGAGUGGUGUCCGACCUUGCCAAUCGAGCGAGGCCCAUUCGGGCUCUGGGUCUCGAAAUUGCGUAUUUUUCCUGA